AUGGAGAAAAGCAAGUUUCUGAUAAGUCUAGUAGUUGUAAUACUUGUGUUGCCGUAUGCAAGUCAUGCUACCUUGCGAGGACCUAAAGCUAAGAAGCACUUUGUGCUAGUGCAUACGGCAGGCCAUGGGGCCUGGACCUGGUACAAGAUUGUGGCAUUGAUGAGAUCGUCAGGGCAUAAUGUCACAGCUCUGGACUUGGGUGCUUCAGGGAUCAACCCGAAACAGGCCCUCGAAAUCCCACAUUUUUCUGAUUACUUGAGUCCGCUAAUGGAAUUCAUGGCUUCACUCUCUGCUGAUAAAAAAGUAGUUCUUGUAGGCCAUAGCUUUGGUGGACUCGGCAUUUCUAAAGCCAUGGAAACCUUCCCAGAUAAGAUUUCAGCUGCUGUAUUUCUCAGUGGUCUAAUGCCUGGUCCAAAUAUCAAUGCAACCACCGUCUACACUAAGGCAAUCAAUGCAGUAAUAACUCAACUUGGUACUCGUGUUACAUACGAUAAUGGACCAACAAAUCCCCCAACUACAGUCAUCCUAGGUCCACAGUACUUGGGAACUUAUAUUUAUCAACUAAGCCCAAUUGAGGAUUUGGCGUUGGCCACUACACUAGUGAGGCCAUUUUAUUUAUACAGCGCAAAAGAUGUUUCUAAGGAGAUAGUUCUUUCAAGAAAAAGAUAUGGAUCCGUUAGGCGAGUAUUCAUUGUUGCUCCUGAAAAUAAAGCUUUUAAGAUGAAAUUUUUAAGGUUGAUGAUUGAAAAGAAUCCACCCGAUGAAGUGAAAGAGAUCCAGGGUUCUGACCACGUGACAAUGAUGUCUAAGCCCCAACAACUUUACACUACUCUUCUGAGCAUUGCCAACAAGUAUUAA
Solanum verrucosum is the source of this 858-nucleotide messenger RNA. RefSeq names its product methyl jasmonate esterase 1-like. The transcript has 3 exons. NCBI's taxonomy places the organism in Eukaryota, Viridiplantae, Streptophyta, Magnoliopsida, Solanales, Solanaceae. The coding region runs from base 1 to 858 and encodes 285 amino acids. The record is from RefSeq and is a predicted model, not a curated record. Gene Ontology annotation, biological process: jasmonic acid metabolic process; salicylic acid metabolic process. Gene Ontology annotation, molecular function: methyl indole-3-acetate esterase activity; methyl salicylate esterase activity; methyl jasmonate esterase activity.